GGGCACACGCGCGUCGCGAGCCUCCCACCCUUCCUUGCCUUGCUACUAUCCACGGCAACUGUAACCUCUCGCGGAGCGUACUUCUCUUGCUCUGCCUGAUACUGUGAUAUAGCCUCAUGCACGCCGUCCUGAGGACUCCCGAGCUUCGCCAUACCAUCUUCAAGGAUUUGACAAGAUACGAUCUGACGGCUCUGGCAAUAGCGUGCAAGGAGUUCUCCGGAGAGGCCCUCAGCAUGCUCUGGUCGUACUGCUUUGACAUCCGCGAUAUUCUGGACCUGCUACCCGAUGCCAAGAAGACCAUUUCGAGGGUGAACCGCAAGCGUGUCGUGGGUGCGCGAGGCGACCUCACCCUUCAAGAUAUUAGCCGUAUUUCCUUUUACGCGGCUUUCAUACGGACGCUCGACGUCGAUUUCAAGGACCUUCGCGCAUCUGAAAGCGGUAUGCAGCAGAUCGUCUCUGUAGCCGCCGCUAGUGGUCAAGAGCUCUUCCCGAAUCUACGCGAGCUGCGCUACCAUGGACCGACGGAUUUCGCGCCCUGCCUGACUUUCCUCCUCGCCCCUACUCUCACCAAGCUCACUGUGAUCAUCGAGGCUUCUGAUGAGCGAUGGAGAAGUCAGCGGGCGGGGAGACCUGUCUACGGCGCAACGGAGCUCUCGAUUCUCCUCGGUCUGAAGGCGCGCGACCGUGACUCUCCGCGAAUCGCAUCUCUCCAUCUCAGAGUACAUACCGACCUCCCGUGGCCCCUGGACGAGUUGCUUGAUGGAUGGGAUAGCUUGGAGGAUCUGUGCAUCGAGGCCUCGAUCAACGAGAUGGUCUUGUCGUCCGUCUUCCGACUCCCGCGUCUUCACUCGCUGGCACUGGACGGAACGGAAUGGUACAUGGUAGACGAGGCUACCGAGUGGUUGUCUCUCGGGAAGCUAGAUGUUCUGCCCGUCGCUAGUCCGAUACUCACCCACAUCUCGCUUCGAUUGAGCAGCCUCGCCGAGGCAUCACAAGUGCUCGCAGCCCUUACCGUGCUAGACCUCUCGCAGCUGUAUAUUGAGGAUGUCGAGCGAUUUCCCGCAUUGGAUGCCUUUGUUCGGCUUCUGGGAAAGCGUCUGGAGCCUGCGAUCCUACUGGAGCUCGUCUUCAAGCUCGCGUUGGAUGUGACGAUGGCCAGACAUAUACUCGGCGUUAACAGCAAUCUCCCGCCAGAGCAAAGGGUCCAUCUCGACACGCUCCGACCCCUGCUCCCUUUUAGUAAUCUCGUCCGGUUCGUCCUUCCUGUUACCAGCGAUAUUGAGAUUGCUCUCGACGAUGAUGAUGUGGAUACGCUUGCGCGAGCGUGGCCGCGACUCGAGGUGCUGGAGGUAUACACGGUGCGGCGUCCCUCUCCCGCGCUGCCGCCCGUCUGUACUAUCAAUGCCCUCUUGUCGUUCGCCCGUCAUUGCCCGUUGCUGCGCCUGCUGGGGAUGGAGCUCGAUGCCACCAUCGUUCGUGCGCUAGACCCCUCUGUCGUGCCCGUGCAGUCAUCGCUGUGGCGGCUACAAGUCCAUCACUCGCCCAUCGAGUCGCCCGCGGACGUCGCUGCGUUCCUGUCGACCUUAUUCCCGAAUCUGGAGUCGAUUCAGCAGCCAGAUCAUCCCUCGUCCAGAUACAAUAGCGGCAAGUGGGACACAGUACAGUGGUGUCUGCCAAGGCAUGCCCUGGGAACGCUCGUUCCCUGGUUGCAUGCUUUUUAGCGGGAGGCACUGGCAGGUACGUGCACGAGUGCGCGCAGGAUCCACGUCGCCAUAUAGUUGUUGAGGAGCUUGCGUAGGCAAGACGAUAUACAUAGAUGACAUCCAGGAGACGGUGAUAAUGAUAACGGGCAAGGAUACUCAGUGUAUGAGUCGAGUCUGAAGUGGGCGAGUUGACGACCCUCAACGAAUGGGAGGAGGUUACUGGUGCUUCCGGGGGAUGCCGGUAAAAUACCGAUGCAACAUAAGAAUGGUUGGAC
This is a messenger RNA of Schizophyllum commune H4-8, 1978 nucleotides long. RefSeq lists its product as uncharacterized. The transcript has 3 exons. The record is from RefSeq and is a predicted model, not a curated record. NCBI's taxonomy places the organism in Eukaryota, Fungi, Basidiomycota, Agaricomycetes, Agaricales, Schizophyllaceae. Bases 117 to 1721 code for a protein of 534 amino acids.